Adineta ricciae is the source of this 744-nucleotide messenger RNA. NCBI's taxonomy places the organism in Eukaryota, Metazoa, Rotifera, Eurotatoria, Adinetida, Adinetidae. The record is from the annotation of a GenBank genome assembly.
AUGACUGUUGACGAUCAUGUUCGGUUUGAAUAUCUCGGCAAUACUCCAUCGUCGGAUGUACCGAGGUUCUUUCUAAUUUUCCUGUCAUUAGUGAUUCAUGCAAUAUUCUUUGCUGUGCUACCAAAUACAUUGACAGCGUUGAAAAAAAGUUAUAUUGUUUCGACAUUACACGCGGUGAUAUGCGUGAUUAGUGUGAUCAAUCGCAUUGAUGGUGGAGGAGUUUAUGGAACCGGUGAUGAGAUUAUGGCUUAUAGUAUCGCUUAUUCACUCGGAUAUUUUAUCUAUGAUUUCUUAUUAAUGUUAUACGAGGAAUCCGUGCGAACACCAUCUGCUCUAGUCCACCAUGUUAUUGUUUUAAUUGGACUCACUUCAGGCAUAACAAAUGGCAUUUGUCAUACAUGCCAUUUCUAUUUACUAGCAGAAGAAUUGUCUACAAUUCCAUUGAAUCUCAAAGCAAUCUACCAUGACCGUGCUCGUUUACAUGACUUCUUCGGAUAUUUAUUCAUCUUCACGUUCUUCCUGAGCCGGAUAAUUUACGGAUCGAUUGUUUGUGGAUAUGCUUUCCGAGGCGCACCUACAUUUCUUCGUGCAGCUAUGAACGCGGGUGAUUAUUCAAGUUUUGUCAUUGGAAUAUUACAAGCUGGUCUAUGCAUAUUGACACGAGUCUUGAACGUUUAUUGGUCAAUGUUAAUCUUACGCAAGGUUUGCUCGUCUUCGAAAUCAAAGAAGAUGAAAACGUCAUAG